AUGAUGUCCCCUGGCACCACUCUCGGCCUUCUCAUUCUUGGAAUCAUGGGCCUGAGCGGCAUCAUCUUUUGGUUCUUCAGGUCCCACGUCAACGAGCUUGUCGAUGCUCUGCUCUCCUACAAGCGCAAGCUCACCGAUGCCGAGCGGGCUGUUGGGAACUCGACCGCCGCCCCAUCUUCCUAG
Metarhizium album ARSEF 1941 is the source of this 183-nucleotide messenger RNA. RefSeq names its product ubiquinone biosynthesis methyltransferase coq5. Lineage: Eukaryota; Fungi; Ascomycota; Sordariomycetes; Hypocreales; Clavicipitaceae. The coding region runs from base 1 to 183 and encodes 60 amino acids. The transcript has a single exon. The record is from RefSeq and is a predicted model, not a curated record.